CGCACAGGUGACGAGUUGCUCGCCUGGGCGAACCAGCAUAGAUCCAAUCUUCUUGCCAAGCAUGACCGCAGCGGUCUCAGUCGUCGCCAGGACGGUCAUGCCAAGCGGGCCGAAGGGUCCUCCUCUCUGACCAAUUACGAGGACGACAGCACCUGGUAUACCACCGUGCAAGUCGGAACUCCAGCCGCCGACUACUCCCUCGUGCUCGACACUGGGUCCAGCGAUGUGUGGAUUUCCUCGUCUAGCUACACCCCCGCGGACUCGUCGACCUUUGUCAACAAAUCGAGCGCCUUCGACAUCAGUUAUGGUAGUGGCGACGUCGCAGGCUACGUUGCCAGCGAGACCUUCACCAUCGCGCAGCACACAAUCACAGGACAGACGUUUGCCGUUGCAACAUCCGUAGGCUCAGGGCUGCUUGAUGGUACCACCGACGGAAUUGUCGGUCUGGGUUUCUCCUCGCUCAGCGUCGAUGGAGCUCAGCCAAUUUGGCAGUCGGCAGGUGAGACUGAAUUCUCCUUCUACCUUGAAGAAGACUCUUCAACGAAGCGUGCAACCAGUGAGACUGCCCCUGGUGGGAUCUUCACGCUCGGAGGCGCAAACACCUCCCUGUACACCGGCGACAUCAAUUGGCUCACCGUCACCGAGGAAGCCUACUGGACUGUUCAGCUCGGCGGCAUCUCUGUGCAGGGUUACUCUGCAGGUAUUGGUAGCCUGGAUGCUGCCGCCAUUGACACAGGUACAACGCUCCUCGGCGGGCCGGACACAGUCAUUGCCGCUCUUUACGACCAGAUCCCGGACAGUGAAGCUCUCUCUUCCGCAGAGGGCUACUACAGCUACCCAUGCGAUACCAACAUCAAUGCCACAAUCACCUUUGGAAACCAGCAGUAUGCACUCAGCAGCGCAGACUUCGAGGUCAGCGAAAUUUCAAGUGGCGUCUGCCUCGGCGCUUUCUUCUCCGUCGGUUCGGUGACAUCGAGGAGUAGCCUGAAUUGGAUUGUCGGUGACGUCUUCCUCAAGGGAGUCUACUCCAUCUUCUCUGCUGGUUCGACCGCACGAGUCGGCUUUGCAUCCCUGGCCUCGGGCCUGAACAACGGUAGCUCUAGUACCACGGUCGCUCAAUCUCAAGGCACCAGUGGCGCUGUCGGUACCUCC
Messenger RNA from Microstroma glucosiphilum, 1152 nucleotides. RefSeq names its product acid protease. The record is from RefSeq and is a predicted model, not a curated record. The transcript is spliced from 2 exons. Gene Ontology annotation, molecular function: aspartic-type endopeptidase activity. Gene Ontology annotation, biological process: proteolysis. The annotation marks the transcript as partial. NCBI's taxonomy places the organism in Eukaryota, Fungi, Basidiomycota, Exobasidiomycetes, Microstromatales, Microstromataceae.